Messenger RNA from Spodoptera littoralis (African cotton leafworm), 1353 nucleotides. The record is from the annotation of a GenBank genome assembly. NCBI's taxonomy places the organism in Eukaryota, Metazoa, Arthropoda, Insecta, Lepidoptera, Noctuidae.
AUGGAUAUUAAUUUAAUAUAUUUUUUAAUUUUCUUUUUUCCUAUAACUUUUUGUGAUUGUAAAAAGUAUUAUAAUUACACCUUGUACAGGGGUAUACCAGUGGAAGCAAAAGAUUUAGAAUUUUUUCAAAAUCUUACACAAGUUGAACAUGUAAAUUUUUGGAGGGAACCAGGAAGGAUGUUCAAGCCCGUGGACUUUGUUGUUGAUCCUGAAUACAAAGAAUUAUUUCUAAAAGAUGCUAACAAUCUCGGACUGUAUAUUACUACAAUAAUUGAAGAUGUGCAAAAAGCAUUCGACACGCAGUCAGUCAAACCGUACAUCAGAAGAAAUAUUGAAUCAUUCGAUUGGAACAAUUACUAUCGAUUAAAAGACAUAUACGAAUGGCUCAGAGAUCUGGCAAAUACUUAUCCUGCAGAAAUGAAAGUCACGACCAUAGGAAGGUCGAAUGAAAACAGAGAAAUCUUAGCCGUGGAAAUCACUUUAAAAGGGUGUAAAAUGAGAUCUAAAGUUAUAGUAGAAGGAGGUAUUCAUGCAAGAGAAUGGAUUUCACCAGCCUUCGUAACAUAUUUCAUUAACGAAAUAUUGCAUGCUCCAUAUUCUAAAGAUGAGGAGUUCAAAGAUAUAGCCAUGACCUAUGAAUGGUACUUUGUGCCCGUACUGAAUCCUGAUGGUUAUGAGUAUAGUCAUACAAAUGAUCGUAUGUGGAGAAAAAACCGAAACCAAUUAGGUAGUGUGGAUUUGAAUCGAAACUUCGACCAUGCGUUUGGUACAACUGGAGUAAGUUUCAGGAUGAGUUCUGAAACUUUCUGUGGACUUAGUGCUUUUUCUGAACCUGAAAGCCAGGCAAUGGCAUCGUUUGUUGAAUCAAAAAGUCAUCAGUUGGAAUAUUAUUUCGCUUUCCACUCCUAUGGUCAGUACAUGAUCAUGCCGUACGCCAACAUGAAGAUGCAUGUAGAAAACUUUGAUGAUGUGUACAAAAUGUGCUUAGAAGCUAAAACAAAAAUUGCGAAAAGAUAUAACACGGCGUACACUGUUGGUACAGCGUAUGAUACUGUUGGCUACAUGACGUCUGGAGUUAGCGGUUGCUGGGUAAAAGCUAAUCUCAGAGUUCCGUACGUAGUCACUUUCGAGCUACGAGACACUGGUUAUCACGGCUUUGCAUUACCUCCAGGAAAGAUUCAACCAACUUGUCUAGAAACGAUGGAUGGAGUGAUUUCUCUUCUAAAACCUCAAACAAAGGCGUAUGCCAGAUUGGAAGGGAAAUAUAAUUACGAUUCAGGUGCCAUAUUUAUUUUAGAUAAAAUUAUUUUAGUUUUUAAUGUGUUGUUAUUUAUUAUAGUGCGUUUUGACUAA